This is a messenger RNA of Doryrhamphus excisus (bluestripe pipefish), 1655 nucleotides long. Lineage: Eukaryota; Metazoa; Chordata; Actinopteri; Syngnathiformes; Syngnathidae. The record is from RefSeq and is a predicted model, not a curated record.
UAGUGACUUGGAAUUUCAUGUAUAAAAUAAUAUAAAUAUAUUUUCAAAAUAGUGAUUAACAAAGUGGAGUUAUAGCCGACACAUAAGAUUAAAAAUUUAAAGACUUUAACAAAACUAAAAAAUUUGAAAAUAAUGAGCAAAAAAUUCGGGUCACCGAACAUCGGCCGAGACGUGGGAUAUUCUUCCUUCCUUUUUUUUGUCUUCCUUUGCCGCAGGUCACCUCGGUGGAAAUCCUCCCUGCCGACAUCUGGAAGGUCCACGAGUGUUGGGACAAAGCCUCCACCUGGAGCGGCCAUGCUGUGGACGCUGUGGACGCUGCUCCUGGCUCUGCUGGUGCUCCUGCUACUGCAGGCUCAGCUGUCCGUUUGCCCCCCCGUCUGCUCCUCAUCCUCCUACAGCGCCACGAGACAGCGGCUGCCGGGCGCCAUUAUCAUCGGUGUGCGGAAAGGUGGCACCAGAGCCCUGCUGGAGAUGCUCAACCUGCACCCGGAUGUGGGAGUGGCAAAGACGGAGGUGCAUUACUUCAAUGUGGAGGAGCACUACAGCCGAGGCCUGGCUUGGUAUCGAUCCCAGAUGCCCUUAACCCUGCCUGGCCAGCUGACGGUGGAGAAGACACCUGGCUACUUUGCGGCUCCACAAGUCCCCGCACGAGUCCGGACUAUGAACCCCGCCGUCCGCUUGCUGCUCAUCGUCCGCGACCCGGCCGAGAGGCUCAUUUCCGACUACACCCAAGUCCUCCACAACCGCCUCACGCGCCACAAGGCCUACCAGCCUUUGGAGGAACUCCUGCUCCACAAGGGCCACAUCGACCCAGGCUAUAAGGCGCUACAAAGGAGCCUGUACCACCAGCACCUGGCCCGCUGGUUGGAGGUCUUCCCCAGGGAGCAGAUCCACGUGGUGGACGGUGACGCGCUCAUCCGAGACCCCUUCCCGGAGCUCAAAAAAGCCGAGACGUUCCUGGAGCUGCCGCCACGGAUCAGCCCGGACAACUUCUACUACAACACCACCAAGGGCUUCUACUGCCUCGUAUCUGCGGGACAUGACAAGUGCCUGGACGAGUCCAAAGGUCGGCCGCACGCGCCCCUGAGCGCCCAGACCUUUCUGAAGCUUUGUCACUACUUCAGGAAGCCCAACAAGAUGUUCUUCGACAUGGUGGGGAGAUCGUUCUCCUGGUGCUAACACGUUCAGGAAAUCCACAAUGGAUGAAAGCGCUCAGGUAAAAAUGGCCGACAGGAGCGACACGGCUUUGGAUGUGUGUGAAGACGCGGCCAACACACAUCGUUUCCACCCGUGCUGGUGCCUCCGUCGAGCCACACACGACUAGCACUUCUUCCACAGCGUCUGUAAAACACAGGCCGUUGUGGGAAACAGACGCUGAGAGAACCGUUGAACCCUUGAACGCACCAUGAAGCCUUCAGCGUUGCAAACUACUUCUUCUGACUACUUUUGUUACAGUAGGGUGACUUAUGGAUGUCCUGUAAAUAUCUAUUUUUAGACGCACCCAGUCUGUGUCCUUCAAGACUCAUGUUUGCUUUGUGUGUGUUUUGUACAUUUCUCAAAUAAAUGUUGGGAGACUUUAAGGUAUCCUGUUAUGCAAAAGUAACUUUUUAGUGAUGUUCUCACAAUAAUAUGAUGGUGGAUGAAGCACACGCAGC